Molecule: messenger RNA, 3483 nt
Organism: Enhydra lutris kenyoni (northern sea otter)
Lineage: Eukaryota; Metazoa; Chordata; Mammalia; Carnivora; Mustelidae
Product: ring finger protein 169
Exons: 6
Coding region: 1-2112 (703 amino acids)
Biological process (GO): double-strand break repair
Cellular component (GO): nucleus; site of double-strand break
Molecular function (GO): ubiquitin-protein transferase activity; nucleosome binding
Source: RefSeq, a predicted model, not a curated record
AUGGCGGCGGCAGGUCCGAGUACGCGGGCCUCUUCCGCGGCGGCAGCGGCGGCUCUCAGUCGGCGGGGCCGACGGGGCCGCUGUGACGAGAUGGCGGCAGCCAAGACUGGGGCCCCGGGCGCAGCCUCUGGCCCCGCGCUGCUGGUGUUGCCACCACCGCUGCUGCAGCCGCCGCCACCGCCGCGGCCGGAGGAGUCGGGCUGCGCCGGGUGCUUGGAGACCCCGGGGGAAGCGGCGGCCCUGCCGUGCGGCCACUCGCUGUGCCGAGGCUGCGCCCAGCGCGCCGCCGACGCGGCGGGCCCGGGUUGCCCCAGCUGCAGAGCCCGCGGCCCUACUUGGGCCCGCCGUCGGGCCCGCGACGACGGCCAGGCCGACGCGGAGGUGCAGGGCGAGCGCGCCCGCCGCGGCCAGCCGGAGCGCUGCCGCCCGCGCCGGGACGGGGGCGCGGCCGCCGCGGGGCCCAGGCCGGAGCAGGAGCCGCGCGCCGGGGCCGCAGAGCCAGAGUUUAUAUUCAGAGCACCAAUCAAAUUAAGCAAGCCUGGGGAACUUCGUGAGGAAUAUGAAAGCCUGAGAAAGCUGAGAGAAGAAAAGUUACAAGAGGAGAAAACCUCUGAAGAUCAAAUCCACAAGCUGUUAUCAGAGGAUAUGGAAACGGGGAAAAGGAAAAUGGAUGACCAGAAGAAGAGAGAUGAGCCAUUAGCACUGAAGACAGAUCUGGAACAUUGUCCUGCACGCCUCUCAGAUUCGGAGAACGAAGAACCUUCCCGAGGCAAGAUGACACAGACCCAUCGUUCCGCAUUUGUUUCCAAGAACAACUCCUACUCCUUAGCUUUCCUGGCAGGGAACUUAAAUUCCAAGGUGGAAAGGAGUCAGAGCUGCAGUGACACUGCUCAAGACAGAGCAAAGAGCCGACUCCGAGCAGCCCCAACCAGCAAAACCAAGGUCACAGCUAUGGCCCCAGGCUCCAACCCCAUCAUUGGCGUCCUCCUGUCCACUCAGAACAACCGCUGCCUCUCGGCCCCGGACUUAACUGUGGAAAAACGUCUCCCCUUCAGUUCCCUCUCAUCCUUGGCUUCUCUGCAUAAGCCAGAGCGCUCCAUCAGUCCUGAGAGCAACGACAGCAUCUCUGAGGAGCUAAACCAUUUCAAGCCCAUUGUCUGCUCACCCUGUACUCCUCCCAAGAGACUCCCCGAUGGCCGGGUGCUCAGUCCCCUCAUCAUCAAAUCAACACCCCGCAACCUCAACAGAAGCCUGCAGAAGCAGACUUCUUAUGAGGCUAGCCCAAGGAUCCUCAAAAAGUGGGAACAGAUCUUUCAGGAGCGGCAGAUCAAAAAGACCCUUUCGAAAGCCACCCUCACGUCCCUGGCUCCAGAAACAGGGGAAGACGUAGUAGUGUCCGAAGUUACCCAUUCGAGCAAGGAAAAGCCACCUCUGGCUUUCCAGACGAGACUGGCGGGUGGGCAGGCCGUCUCUGCGUGUGCCGGAACCACCCCCACUGGCCUCGAUUCUUUCCCCUCCGUGAGCCAAACAAAAGUGGAAGCCGGCACUGAGAGUAAAAGGAGCCCCGAUGUUGCAUCAGAAACCCGCUGCUCUUCACAACCGCCUGUGGGCGCCAGUGGGACUUCCUCAGAGAGAGAGCGGGAGGAAGGGCCGGGGCCCACCCCAGAGGCCAAGUUAGACAGCACCUGUCAGAGCACAACCGUGAAAAACCCGGUGGUUCAUUCCGCGCUACCCAAAAAUAGCGUUCUGGGGGCGGUCCUCAAAACAAAGAAGCAGCUGAAGACCGCGAAUCAUUUUGACCUGCCCAAUGGUGUGCUGGCAGACAACCUCGGCGAGGAGCCCCUUCCUUCCUUGCGCCGGGGCCGGAAAAGACACUGUAAGACCAAGCACUUGGAACAGAAUGGCUCCCUGAAGAAACUGCGGCCAAGCGGCGGGGAGGCGGGCCCAGCCCUGCGGGAGAUGGAGCAGAAGCUGCGGCAGGAGGAGGAGGACCGGCGUCUGGCCCUGCAACUGCAACGCAUAUUCGACAGCGAGAGGCGGACUGUGAGCCGGCGGAAAGGGAGCGUGGAUCAGUAUCUCCUGAGGUCCAGCCACGUGGCCGGGGCCAAGUAGUGCCCCAGGAACAUGUGACCUGUUUUCACGAGGUCUCUGGACCUAAUCAUCUAUCCUGAAGAGCUGAGUGUUCUCACUUUGGGUUUCUUUUCACGGCAAAACGCUGUCUGCUACGGUUUGGAGAGGUCCCAGGACCUUUGUGGUCUCUGUCCACGGAUGCUGUGUCUCUGCCUCUUGGUGACGGAGGCCAGAAGCACGCCUCACCCCUAAGAGACCCCCAGCCCUGAGGGCUUCUGGGCCAGAUCUGGCUGCACCCACUUGGAACGAGAUGCAGGAGCACAGGGGCCAGAGUUAGAGAUGGUAGUGGAGGCAGGGGAUACCUUCUGAAACGGACAGAUCUCCUGACUUCUUUCAACAGGGUGUUAUUUUAAAUCAGCCUUGCAGAUAAAAAGGAGUUCCCUCCCACUUAGAGAAGUGGAGCGGUGUCGCUCUCUGGCAGAUCCCAAAAGAUCAUGUUCCCCCUUUUCCUUACCGUGCUGCAAGUAAAUACAUCUAAUGAAAUCAGUUGAGUUUACCCUACUACAAAAGUUUACCUUCCCCGUGUAAAAACUAACAUUGGAUUAAUGCUCUGUAGUCGACAGACCACAUUCACGGUCAUCGUUCAGUCUGGUCUUCCCAGGAGCCUCACCUGUAAGUGGGAUCAGUGCCAUUUUCGAGGCUGUAACUGCAGGGCGGACGUUCAGGUCCUGUCCUUCACUAAGUGGCAUAGCCCAGCUGACUGCUGGGGCUCCUGACAACAGAUCGCAGAGAUUUUUCACACUAACACGUUCAGUAGGUUGCCAUAAGGGACAGCAACCCAGGGGCCUGCCAGGGGAGCCUAGGGAAAGCUGACCGAGCAUUUGAGUACUGAUUGUGUAAGAUCCAAGGCAGAGAAUUGAGAUCGAUGAGAACCAUAAAGUACUGUGCAGAUAUCCACCCUUCUCUGCCUGCCGGGCCCCCCACUUUACAGCUUUCUGUUUUCUGGGUGGGGGUGGGGGGGUGGAGUGGAGGGGAUUCCACCUUGUGAGACAAACUACAGUUGAACUUCGUUAUUACUCUCCACAUGUCCAAGGGUUAUCUGCAAUGUUGAUCUAAAAUCCCCCCACAUUUGCCCAGAAGUCAGGCAAGAGUGAUGCUGAAACUCCAUACUGUGGAAACAAGGUAUCUGGCUGGAUGCAGCUAGUAAAUUCAGUCCCAUGGACCUUUGGGGUUUACUUUCCUUAGGAGCUGACACCAUGUGUCUUUUGCAUCCCUGGUGGUGCUUGGUGCUUCUGCCCGUCUGGGCUCAUUGAGAAUAGGGAUUAAGAGAUGAUUUUAGGGAAUCUCAGAUGGGCUGGCAUUCCCUGUGCAUGUACGAGCUGUUCCUAUAAAGUCAUGUGACUGGCAAUUUAA